Messenger RNA from Aspergillus melleus, 1662 nucleotides. It is a transcript of the gene PGI1, whose product is annotated as glucose-6-phosphate isomerase. The record is from RefSeq and is a predicted model, not a curated record. Lineage: Eukaryota; Fungi; Ascomycota; Eurotiomycetes; Eurotiales; Aspergillaceae. The transcript is spliced from 2 exons. Bases 1 to 1662 code for a protein of 553 amino acids. Gene Ontology annotation, molecular function: monosaccharide binding; carbohydrate derivative binding; glucose-6-phosphate isomerase activity. Gene Ontology annotation, biological process: glucose 6-phosphate metabolic process; glycolytic process; gluconeogenesis. Gene Ontology annotation, cellular component: cytosol.
AUGCCUGGUUUCUCGCAGGCUACCGAACUCUCCGCCUGGAAGGAGCUCCAGGAACACCACAACUCCGUCGGACGCAACAUUGUCCUGAAGGAGGCCUUCGAGAAGGACCCUGAGCGCUUCCAGAAGUUCAGCCGUACUUUUGCCAACACCGUCGACAACUCGGAGAUCCUCUUCGAUUUCUCUAAGAACUUCCUCACCGAGGAGACUCUCUCGCUUCUGGUCAAGUUGGCCAAGGAGGCCAAUGUCGAGCAGCUGCGGGAUGCCAUGUUCCAGGGCGAGCCCAUCAACUUCACCGAGAACCGUGCCGUCUACCACGUUGCUCUUCGCAAUGUCUCCAACCAGCCCAUGCAGGUCGGUGGCAAGAGCGUCGUCGAGGAUGUCAACUCCGUGCUGGAGCACAUGAAGGAGUUCUCCGAGCAGGUCCGUAGCGGCGAGUGGAAGGGUUACACCGGCAAGAAGAUCAACACCAUCAUCAACAUCGGUAUUGGUGGCUCCGACCUUGGUCCUGUCAUGGUUACCGAGGCCCUGAAGCCCUACGGCCACAAGGACUUGAAGCUGCACUUCGUCUCCAACAUCGACGGCACUCACAUCGCAGAGGCCCUCAAGGACUCUGACCCCGAGACCACUCUCUUCUUGAUUGCCUCCAAGACUUUCACCACGGCGGAGACCACCACCAACGCCAACAGCGCUAAGAAGUGGUUCCUUGAGACCGCUAAGGACGAGUCUCACAUUGCCAAACACUUCGUUGCCCUCUCCACCAACGAGGAGGAGGUCACCAAGUUUGGCAUUGACAAGCGGAACAUGUUCGGUUUCGAAUCCUGGGUGGGUGGUCGCUACUCCGUGUGGAGUGCCAUCGGUCUGUCCGUUGCCCUUUACAUUGGCUUCGACAACUUCCACCAGUUCCUGGCCGGUGCCCAUGCCAUGGACAAGCACUUCCGCGAGACUCCCUUAGAGCAGAACAUCCCGGUCCUCGGUGGACUGCUGAGCGUGUGGUACAGCGACUUCUUCGGUGCCCAGACUCACUUAGUGUCUCCUUUCGACCAGUACCUGCACCGAUUCCCCGCCUACCUGCAGCAACUCUCCAUGGAGAGCAACGGCAAGGCCAUCACCCGCUCCGGCGAGUACGUCAAGUACACCACCGGCCCCAUCCUGUUCGGCGAGCCGGCCACCAACGCCCAGCACAGCUUCUACCAGCUGCUCCACCAGGGCACCAAGCUCAUCCCCUCGGACUUCCUCAUGGCCGCCGAGUCGCACAACCCCGUCGAGGGUGGCAAGCACCAGCGCAUGCUUGCGUCUAACUUCCUGGCUCAGUCCGAGGCCCUGAUGGUCGGCAAGACUCCCGAGCAGGUGAAGACCGAAGGCGCCCCCGACAACCUGGUGCCCCACAAGACCUUCCUCGGAAACCGUCCCACGACGUCCAUCCUGGCUCAGAAGAUCACCCCUUCGACGCUCGGAGCGCUGAUUGCCUACUACGAGCACCUCACCUUCACCGAGGGUGCCAUCUGGAACAUCAACUCGUUCGACCAGUGGGGUGUCGAACUGGGCAAGGUCCUAGCCAAGAAGAUUCAGCAGGAGCUCGAGACUGCUGGCGCUGGCGCCGGUCACGACAGCUCGACCAGCGGCCUGCUCUCUGCUUUCAAGCAGAAGGCCAACCUCUCCUAA